This is a messenger RNA of Microplitis demolitor, 1827 nucleotides long. RefSeq lists its product as uncharacterized. The record is from RefSeq and is a predicted model, not a curated record. The coding region runs from base 25 to 1827 and encodes 600 amino acids. NCBI's taxonomy places the organism in Eukaryota, Metazoa, Arthropoda, Insecta, Hymenoptera, Braconidae. The transcript has 9 exons.
AAUACUGACAAUACAAAACUUAAUAUGAAUUUAUUAUUAAAAUUAAUAAUAGUUUCAUUGAUUUACAUUAAAGUUAAAGCCGACAGAGCGUGUGCGUUCGUGAAAUGUAAAAAUAACGAGCGGUGUGUUAAUAGAAAAUUUUUGUGCGUCAAUUCUCCAUGCCCGCGAAUGGUUUUCUGCGCAAAGACCAAAACAGAAUUAGUUAACGGUCCGUCGUCAUGUGAAAACGUUAAGUGCAGCAAUGGGUACAUUUGUAUUGUUAAAGUCAGCAGAUGCAGUUGGAAUACACCCUGUAAAGAACAAAUUGCAAGAUGUAUCACAGAAAUGGAAUAUUAUGAAGGCCCGGCAUCUUGUGAAGGUUACAAGUGUCCAAUUGGCAAGGAUUGUAUACUUAGAGAAUCAUUUUGUAUGAAGCCACCUUGUAAACUUAUAAAAUCUUGUUUUUAUAAAAGAGAUAUUCAUAAGUGGCUUGAAAAAUGUAAAUCAAUUGGAUGCUUGUCAUCACACGAAUGUUUUUUGAGAAAACCUGAUAAUGUUUGUGAAUUUACUAAGUGUAAUCAUUCUCCUGAUUGUUUUGCUCGCACAGAGUCUGAAUUGAAUUUGUAUGAACAAUGCCGAGGUUGGAUUUGUCCGAAAGGGCAACUGUGUAACGUACAGUUAAAUUCACGCAGCUGCGGGCAAACGGAAUUAAGCAGCACAAUAAAUUCAAAAAAUAAUUCAGAGCUGAAAACUCCAUUGACUUUUUCCACUCGUUCAUUUUUCAACAGUGCGCCCAAUAAAAGUUCACUCUACUCACUUUUGGAAAAUUUGAACAAUGAAUCUGACAUCAUUAAUUUUUGGGUCGAUCAGGCUCGAGCUGAUAAAAACUUUAUAGAAUUCAGGCAGUGGUUAAAAAAUGUAAGAUUUUUAUUAGGAGAAGACGCUUUUAGUCUAUGGCUCGGACGGCUUAAAAAUGUGACGGAAAAAAAAUUCCAUUUAUGGCUACCGUCUGAGGAUUUUAAUAUGGAAUUUUGGAGAUCAAAGGAAGAUAAAAAAAAUAUUUACGACACUGACAGUUUAAUAAAUCCCGAGUUCAAGCUCCGUAGUUUUAAACCUCCUAAUAAUACUUCAAAAAAUUUAACAUCACUAUUUUAUCCAAAAGAUCCGCAAUUUAGGUUUCAAGAUGAAUUAGAGACAAUAACCAAUAAAAAUGUGAGUGAAUAUUAUUUGUCUGUUAUAAAUCAGAUUGAUAAAUUACUAGGAGCAAUAGCACCUGCUAUAGAAUACAACCAGCAGAGCGUAUUAAAAAAACUUGCUAAUGAGUCUGCGGUUCUGGACGACCAGAAAAAAGUAUCGCUGAUUAGUGUUUUGCAGAAAUUAAGAGACGAACGUGAAAUUUAUGUUUACAUAAUAAAUAAGACUCGCGAGCUGGUCGCGAAAGCCCAGCCUCUGGUUCCAUCAAUAUAUAUCGACGAAAUAAUAAAUAAAUUGAAAGAAAAUAUAACUUCCGGUCGGCGAAGUGAAUUUGGAAAAAAUAUAUCCGACGAUAGUGUCGUAGAAAUAAUCGCGACUCCGGAUUACGAGAAUGAUAAUGAGACAGAGUUUUUUUUGGUCGACUAUGGAGAGCCAAUUACUGAUUUGAAAGUGAAUCAAUCAGUGCCUAGAAUCGUUGUGAGAAUUGAAAAUAACAUGAAGCCUUUGCCAAAAAUCGGGACAGUAAAAUUUAAUUUUGCCGGUAAUUCACAUAAAUUAUUUAAUAAUACGGAAUUACGCAUGAAAAAUUAUGAUUACUAUAGUGACGAUGGAAUUUACGAUACAUCAAAACGUAUUGGAAAUAAAACAAAUUAA